UCUUUUUAUUUACAAGAAGCCCCUGAAAUUUCCUUAAAUUUUUAACACCUCCGCAUCCCAAAAUCACGAUAUGAAAUCUCUUGAUUUUUUCAAAUUUAAGUCUCCCUCCGACUGAGCUCAUAUUUUCCCUCCCCAUCCACGGGUGUGCAAAAAAAGCACAAGCAAGAUCUGCAAGAACAAUUGAGCCGUUCAAUAUCUCCUAAAUUGUGAAAGAAAAAUCAAGAGAACCUGAAAAAAGAAAAUGAACGAUGGGGCUUCGAGAAAUGCAAACUAUUAUGACCUUGAUGAUAUUCUUAUAGAGGAAGAGCUUGUCCCUGUUGUGUUCCAUAAGUCAGCUAAUGGAGUGAAAGUUGAUCCCAGUGCUGAAAAAGACUGUGUGGAAGAAGGUGCGAAGGUAGAGCUGCCAUUUUGGCUUGCUCAGGAGUUAUAUUUGAGGCAAGCCGUAUCAAUAAAUGUUCCAGCUUGUUUCAACCAAAAAACAAGGCGAGAAAUCCAGGCUGAUGCUGCAAAUGUGGAUCUGAGAUCUCGGUGUCAAUUUUUCUAUGAGUUUGGCUGUAAGAUAGCUCCAUUGGUUGGUGAUCGAACAAUUGGAAAGAUGCUCUUGUCUACAUUUCAGAUGAGGUAUAAGGAUGUCUUGACAAAGGCACACACUGUGGCAUAUGCAGUGGCUUCCAAAUUCUUGUCAGUUUUAACAAAAGAAGAAACUAACUUGUAUGAAGCUGCACAAAACUCCAUGGCAGCGUUCAAGAAAUGGCGGAUAGGUGGCCCCAGAUUUCAGAGGGCUUCAGUCCUUGGGAGGAAGAGAAAAGCAAUUGAGUAGGUGUUUUUCCUAACCUAAUUAUGAUUUUUCCACACUAUUUGAGUCUACAUUCUAAGUGUAAGUAUGGUGCCGGAUGGCUUCAUACAUGCCUGAUGUAACAUAGUAAGGAGUAUAGUUGAGAUUGAUUUUAAGACUUUGUAGGUUUCUUGGACCUUUAUUGAUAAGAUUAGUUUAAAUGUUGCAAAAGUAAUAAAGAAAGAAAGCCUACUGCUUUUUAUGAUUGUUAAAAGUAA
This is a messenger RNA of Mangifera indica (mango), 1053 nucleotides long. Its product is annotated as DNA replication complex GINS protein PSF3-like. Gene Ontology annotation, biological process: mitotic DNA replication initiation. Gene Ontology annotation, cellular component: GINS complex. NCBI's taxonomy places the organism in Eukaryota, Viridiplantae, Streptophyta, Magnoliopsida, Sapindales, Anacardiaceae. The coding region runs from base 242 to 820 and encodes 192 amino acids. The transcript is spliced from 7 exons. The record is from RefSeq and is a predicted model, not a curated record.